This is a messenger RNA of Leguminivora glycinivorella, 1927 nucleotides long. Its product is annotated as pickpocket protein 28-like. The transcript has 14 exons. The record is from RefSeq and is a predicted model, not a curated record. The coding region runs from base 1 to 1836 and encodes 611 amino acids. Gene Ontology annotation, cellular component: membrane. Gene Ontology annotation, molecular function: ligand-gated sodium channel activity. Gene Ontology annotation, biological process: sodium ion transmembrane transport. Lineage: Eukaryota; Metazoa; Arthropoda; Insecta; Lepidoptera; Tortricidae.
AUGGAGCGCAGUAUUUUAGGUGUUACUAGGAUGGAUCGCAUCCGAAACACUACACUGCGCUCCAAAACACGAAUAGCUGAUGUGGGGGAGAAGACCGCCAGACUAAAGUGGGACUGGGCAGGUCACAGAAGAAGAAGAUGGAGUAUCUGGAGAGUUCGGGAAGGUCUGCAUAAGGAAGCAAAGGAGGAAGCGACAGAAGCUCCUCAUCAUAGAGCUGUUCCUGGACUUUGCGAAAACACAACCCUCCACGGUCUUCGAUACGUCACUGAAGUCGGACUUACUGUUGUAGAAAAAGUGUUCUGGAUCCUUACCUUCGUGGCCAGUCUGGUCAUGUGCUUCAUUCUGAUCGAACGCGUGUGGCACAAGUGGUGGUACAGUCCCGUCAUCGUGUCCUUCAACGAGAUGAUGAUCCCUGUUGGAGAAGUACCAUUUCCAUCAAUAACAAUAUGUCCGCAAUGGAAAUGCAAAUCAUCGGCUUAUAGGUACACGGAGAAAUUUGUCAAGUAUGGAAAAAAGCGCAAAAUCAAUACAAACGUUGACAAAGAGACUUUAUUUUCGUUGUCAAUGACUAAUGAUGAGGAGGAAAGGAUAUUACUGGAAGAUGCUUUUCUGGUGUGUGAAAACUUCUACAGAUACUUGACGCCUCGAAACAAAUCUAAUGAAUCUCUCGUAAAUAAUAUAAUAAACAUGGCACCAGAUGUAGAAGAAGUGAUGCUUUCCUGCACAUGGAGAGGUCAGCAAGGAGUACCUUGCGGAGAGUAUUUUAAAGAAGUUCUUACUAGCGAAGGCGUGUGCUUCAAUUUCAACGCUUUAUCUUAUAACGACAUUUUCAGAACUAAAAGUAUACAAAACGAUUACAUCUAUAUAAAUUCUUCAACCCCAGCAAACAAAUGGAAUAUAAUAUCUGGAUAUUCAAGUCCAACUUCUAAAAGAAAAAAGAAGAAGUAUUCAAAAGGAAGAAGAUCAAAAGUGGAAGAUGAUACAGAAGAAUAUCCACGGCGUGGCCAGGAAAAUGGUGCACGACCUGAUCUCGAAAUUAUACUUGUUGAAAAUGCGACUGAUGUAGAUGAAUCUUGUAACAGUCUUUCUAAUGGCUGGAAAAUCUAUCUUCAACAUCCAGCUGAUAUGCCUCAAGCUUCGCUGUAUUACUACGCAGCCAUCCCCGAUCAAGUCACGUCGUUGGCUCUCAAGUUCAGUAUCCUUAACACGUCGGAAAGUUUGAUGAACUAUAAAUCUGAACAGCGUCAGUGCUACUUCCCUAAGGAUCGUAAGCUUCUCUACUUUGCAACGUACACACCGGACAACUGCCGACUAGAGUGUCUAUCUUUAUACACCUAUAAGCGAUGCGGAUGUGUAUGGUACCACAUGCCUCAUCAUAAUAGUUCAGAAAUAGGUACAUCGCAGCAAAGACGGUGCGUGGAAAAAGCACAAGAUGAGUUGGCAUCAAAUAAAUUGAAGCAGAGCAAAUGUAAUUGUUUGCCGUCAUGCGACAGUGUUCAUUACGAUGCAGAAAUACUCAAGACAAACUUCGACAUCAAAAAACAUAUGAAGGCUAUGAACAAAAAAUAUGAUUACACUAUAUCAGACAAUUACAAUUAUUCCCGCCUGGAAAUUUACUUCAAAGAGCCCCGUUUCGUGUCAAUGCGUCGCUCGGAGCUGUUCGGGCUGACGGACUUCCUCGCCAACUGCGGUGGCCUCCUGGGCCUGUUCCUUGGCUUCUCCUUCCUCAGCCUCGUUGAGAUCUUUUACUUCUGCACUUUGAGGUUAUGGUGUACGCUGAAAAAGGACAUCAAAAUUGAAAAAAAGAAGUUGAAAGAAAGCAUGUAUAGGAAAUAGUAAAUUCUUACAUGUGACAUUACAUUCACAUAUCUUUUGAUGAUUUUUCAUAUUUUAAGAUUUCUGUAAGUACUUACCUACUUCAAUGGUU